AUGGACUCCACUCUCAAUAAUGAGGAGGACGAUGAGAUGAUACAUUGUCCUGGACCUUCUGGCUCCUUUGCCUCUUCGGAGGAGUUUACUGGUAUAGAUAAUGAUAUAUAUUAUGGAUAUUGUGCUUCAGGAGCCUACUCUUCUGCUGAUGUGACGAGCUUCCCGAAUACGGAUGCCUUCCAGGACUCUGGAUGGAUCAACACCAAGCCUAUUAGUCAAAUUCCAGAACCCCCACAGCAAUACGAAAAUGAUCUGGCGUACAUCAACCCGGGAUAUCCCCUGGGGGAUGACAAUAUCCCCCAAAGCCUAGAAGGUGAUCUAGGAAUUUCAAUUAUCACUCAACGACCAGCUCAUCCCUCGGGAAAUCUUGAUCGGACCACGAUUGGAAUACCAAAUCCCACGCCCUUCUCUCUGCAACCUUCAUCUGAACCACCUGCCGGCGUCAUGGAACAGUGUGGUGACCUGCCCCGGAGUGCUAUUCAAAUUGGGGCUUCCUCGACAACGCCUGUGCAAGACCUCCCAGAUACAUCUUCUACCAUCAUCCACUUGGACGAACCUUACUUUAACGCUGGAGCAUUGGCAAACUCUGGGCUACCUCAGACUAUGCCCACCCAACUGUUUGACAUACAGUUCUUGGACCCACGAUCAUUGGACAUGACCAACACCUUCACGAACGAUCUUUCCCAAAACAAUCCGUUUAUCGGGGUUGUAAUGGAUUCAGAAAGUCAUCCACCUCUGAGUGAUCUCAGCAACAAGGUCCAAAAGUCGCCUAUUUUUGAAAGCGAUACCACGUUACUUAGCAGCAUUGGACUUGGCACAUUGAUUGACCCGUUCUUCGUCAGAAGACAGACCAAGCAACCAAAAGCGAAAGCAUCCGGAGGUCAGAAUCUAGGCUUAUACAAAGAUCUUGUUCUCAAAAACACUCCUUCGCCCAUUCUGGAACCUCUUCAACUGGUGUCUCGUUGCAAAUGCGCAUGUGUGACCCCAACUGUCGACUACGAAGCCCACGAAAGCCUCAAAUUAUCGUCGAACAAGCGCAUCGAGAUGACACUAACAAUGUCUCGUGCGCAAAAAUCGGGUCAUCGUCUCCACACUCGAGUGCGACUCUUCGUGAGGCUCUUUACUAUCCACGCAUCUGCAGCAGCAAAGUCAGACACCCAGAAGCAGAGGACUCACUCUAUUGCACCCGAAAUUACCGACGAGGAUGCUGAGUCUGAUACCGAUUCAGAGCAAGAGCUCACUCCCUCGUCGCCGUCCGGAUCCGAGCUCACUCUACGCCUCUACCAGACCGAGGACAUGCAAAACUGGUCAUUCAGCUUUGACGUCAAGUGGGCCUUGACGAAACUCGCCCAGUGGACCAGCGGCAUAGAUGCCGAUACGUACCAGAAGCUCCUACUAUCUGAUCCCCGCUAUAUACUGGACUUGAUAUCGAAGGAUAUUAUGUAUAAGAUUUUUUGCUUGUUGAUGGGUCACAAUGGGCUCCUUCUGUUCUAUACCUCAUUCAUACGCACGUCCUGA
This is a messenger RNA of Penicillium roqueforti, 1518 nucleotides long. RefSeq lists its product as uncharacterized. The transcript has 3 exons. Bases 1 to 1518 code for a protein of 505 amino acids. Lineage: Eukaryota; Fungi; Ascomycota; Eurotiomycetes; Eurotiales; Aspergillaceae. The record is from RefSeq and is a predicted model, not a curated record.